UUUGCAAGUUAUUUAUAUUAGGCGUGCAAGAAUUGUUUGUUUACCGGAAAACAGAAUUUCGUUUUGCAAAAAUAUCGCGGUCAAUUAAACCCGCAAAAUAGUAUAAUUCUGAUUGAAAUCUAUCUUUCGAACAUAUGCGCAUUUCAUUUCGCUAAAAACGAUGUCGGGAUUAGAGUCUUACGUAAAUAGCACAGUGUCAAUAAUCACGGCCGACGGACGCAACUUUGUCGGCACGCUGAAGGGCUUCGAUCAAACGAUUAAUCUCAUCUUGGACGAAUCGCACGAAAGAGUUUAUUCGAUGACCGCUGGGAUCGAGCAAGUCGUUCUUGGACUUCAUAUCAUUCGUGGAGAUAAUGUAGCCGUUGUUGGCCAGCUAGACGAGAGUAUAGAUAGUAAGCUAGAUUUUUCAACCAUCCAUGGGCUGCCGUUGGAUCCGGUUACACAUUAGUUUUUAACAACCAAACCUUUUGGAAGGUUCCCUUAACUAAAUUUAUUUUUAAAUAAAGUUGUAAUAAAGAUGUU
Uranotaenia lowii is the source of this 522-nucleotide messenger RNA. RefSeq names its product U6 snRNA-associated Sm-like protein LSm8. Gene Ontology annotation, biological process: mRNA splicing, via spliceosome. The coding region runs from base 161 to 448 and encodes 95 amino acids. Gene Ontology annotation, cellular component: U6 snRNP; U4/U6 x U5 tri-snRNP complex; precatalytic spliceosome. NCBI's taxonomy places the organism in Eukaryota, Metazoa, Arthropoda, Insecta, Diptera, Culicidae. Gene Ontology annotation, molecular function: RNA binding. The record is from RefSeq and is a predicted model, not a curated record. The transcript has a single exon.